AUGUCAUUUAUUAAACUCUUCUUUGCCGAUGCGUAUCCUGUCUCGGAGGUGGUCUACACGUGGACUCAGGGCGCAGCCAAGUCAGUGGUGGUGGCAGAAGAAGGUUCCCGGCUCAACCAGUACCAUCUGAUCGGUCAGACGGCCGGGACAGAGGACAUCUACACCAGCAGAGGUCAGUACACGGUGAUGAUGGCUCACUUUUACCUGAAGAGGAAGAUCGGCUACUUUGUCAUCCAGACCUACAUGCCGUGCUUCAUGACGGUUAUCCUGUCCCAGGUCUCCUUUUGGCUAAACCGAGAGUCAGUGCCGGCCAGAACUGUCUUUGGUGUGACCACUGUUCUGACCAUGACCACUCUAAGCAUCAGUGCCCGGAACUCCCUGCCCAAAGUGGCCUACGCUACCGCCAUGGACUGGUUCAUAGCAGUGUGCUAUGCCUUUGUCUUCUCCGCCCUCAUCGAAUUUGCCACCGUGAACUAUUUUACCAAACGGAGCUGGGCCUGGGAUGGAAAAAAAGCAAUGGAGGCCCAACAGCCCAAGAAAAAAGACCCUUUAGCUCUGUCAAAGAAGCCAAAUAACACCUGUUCAGCCGGGGUGAAUUUCACCGCUAACCUUUCAAAGGAUGCGUCUAUCUCCACCAUCUCAAACAGCACGGCCGUUCAGCUCAAACCGCCGGAAACCAAGGCCCCAGACCCCAAAAAGACUUACAACAGCGUGAGCAAGAUCGACAAGAUGUCCAGGAUAGUGUUCCCCGUGCUGUUUGGGACCUUCAACCUGGUGUAUUGGGCUACUUAUCUCAAUAGGGAACCGGUGAUCAAAGGAGCUGUGUAA
This is a messenger RNA of Menidia menidia (Atlantic silverside), 828 nucleotides long. The record is from the annotation of a GenBank genome assembly. Lineage: Eukaryota; Metazoa; Chordata; Actinopteri; Atheriniformes; Atherinopsidae.